This is a messenger RNA of Saprolegnia parasitica CBS 223.65, 4190 nucleotides long. RefSeq lists its product as hypothetical. The transcript is spliced from 18 exons. The record is from RefSeq and is a predicted model, not a curated record. Lineage: Eukaryota; Oomycota; Saprolegniomycetes; Saprolegniales; Saprolegniaceae. Bases 1 to 4167 code for a protein of 1388 amino acids.
AUGACGUGGCAGCGCCAGCGCACGCUGCGACGCAGUAUGGACCACUGGCACCUCUGGCUUGCUCAGCGGCAGCGUCGUGCCUCGCUGCAGCAGCGCGCGCUGGCGUGGGCCGUAUACUCUCGGAAGCGAUUGCACCACCGACGCAAGUACCUCCAAGCGCUUCGCCAUUGGCACGCGAAUCUGCUGGGCGCUUGCUUUGCGUACUGGCAACAGUGGAUCCGCGUACGGCGGCAGCGACACGCGAUCUUUCGCCGCUGGGUCCAGCGACAACAGCGCCGUGCCAUUGGCCUGUGGACCGACUUUGCACUUUGCCAGAGCGAGUACGCGGCCUUGGUCGCUGCUGCCGAUGCCACGUGCCACGGGCGAUUGCUGUCACGCGUUCUGCGUGGAUGGCAGCUCGUCACACAGCACCGCCGUUGGCGCGAGCAGACCAUCCACGACGCCGUCUGCGUGCGAACGCUGCGAUGGGCUGCUCGCGUGUGGCAGCACUGGGCGGCCUACAGCACGUACCGCCGCGCCAAGCAGGACGAGGCAGGCAUGGCGCUCACCUUGUACCAUGCGACGCUGCUUAAGUCCAUCUUUUGCAAGUGGCGCACGAUCUGGCACGUACUCUCGAGUGCGCGCUUGGCCCUCCAAGCCACGACACUGCGUCUUCAGAUGCUUCUGCAGCUGUCGUGCUUUCGCGCGUGGCUGGCGUUCGCGCAUACCUCGUUGCACCACCGACAUCUCCUCACCUCGUACCUCGCCCGAGAUCGAAAGCGGCGGCUACGCCGUCUAUUGCGCGCAUGGCAGGCGUGUGCCAGCGGAAGCGCCCGUCGUCGGCGACUCGCAGCGACACACCAUCGCAUCUUCCAGCUCCAGCGCGGUCUGGGCGGAUUCCAAGCCGGCGUAUUGCAGGCCAAGCGGCGCCAGAGUACUGCGUCGAUUGCUCGGCGGUUCCUCGUUCGAAGCGUCCAGCAACGGCUCUGGUGUGUCUUUUGCAAGUGGCGCGAAUCCACGGACCGAAAACUGCGCGCCAAACACGCGCUCACAUUUGCGCUCGCGACGCAGACCUCGUCGUGCGUGCAGUACUGGCAUCAUGUCGCUCAGCUCCAGUGCCAGCGACGCGCACGCGUGGUUGCCAAGCUGGCCGAGAGGACGACACGGACGACGUGGCGGGUGUUGCACCUCUGGCGCCGCCAGGGCCGGCUACAAAGAGUGGUGCGGCGUGCGGGGAUCGAACACCGGCUCCGCGUGCUCGACCACGUCUUUGGCGCGUGGCGCGCGUACUGCGAGGCAAAGCAGCGCCGGCGCCACGUCGCAGACGAUUGGGUGACGUCGCGCCAGUCGACGCUGGCGACUCGCGUGCUGACGCGCUGGGCGACGUGGGCGCACCGCCGGUGCCGCGCGCGGACGGUCGUGCUGCGAUCACAGAGUCUCUGUCGAGCGCACUGGGAGCGCUGGCGCCGCGCCUACACGGUCGCCACGUACUUUGCUUGGUAUCGCAUGCGUCGAGUGCUCCAUCUCUGGGCCGCGGGCACCGAUCUCCGGCGGGCGCGCCGGGCAACGUCCGCAACAGCCGACGCGUUUGCGGUGCAGCGGACACUGGCCUUUUGGCACCGAACGACACGAUGCGCCGCCAGCAGACGCAAGCGCUUGCACGCUGCCCGCGCACGGUACGAGACGCAGCUCCGGCGCAAGCUGCUUUGCGCGUGGGCACAGCAGUGUCGCCGUCGAGAAGGCUGGUGGCGCGCCGCAGUCGCAUUCUACGAUGCAACGCUACGGCGCCGCCACGUGUCAUGUGUCUGGUUUGCGUGGCAGGCGUACCACCACACCAAGAAAGCACGCCCAGGCGCUCUCUCGAUGGGUCGUGGUAGCGCGAUCAAGGCGCUUGACUGCGUCACAUACAGUCGCAUUCUCAGCGAGUGGUCGUCGCAUGUGCGGGAGACGCGCCGCCUCCAGCUGCAGUGCAGGCGCAUGGGUGAGCUCUUGAUGGCACGCGUCGUUGCGCAGGUGAUGGCGGCGUGGAUACGCUUCACCGCGACGCGUCGAGUGAAAGCCGAGAUGCGGUAUGCGGCCAUCCGCCACCGCAAUGGAAUGCUGCAAGGGGUCCUCUUCCUCGACUGGUGGCAAGUCAUGUCAGUGGUAUUUGCCACGUGGCGGCACUGUCUUCUACUGCGCAAGACAGAUCGAUUUCGCGCAGCCAAAGAAGGUCGCGUCGUGAGCGCGUGCUUUCAGAGCUGGCAGACUUGCUGCACAACGGCACGACGACUGCGAUCCUGCCACGUGGUCAUCGCGCUCCAGCGAGAUCGCACGUGCUGCAAUCGUAGCUUCCAGGCAUGGCGACGGUGGACGACGCUCCAGUCGCUCAGCUACGGCGCCCGCCUUGCGUACUGCGAAGCCUUGCUCUCGCGCGUCGUCACUAGCUGGCGCCACCAUGUCCACGUGCAUCAAGCGGCGGCGACGGUGCGAUUUCAGUCCCGUCUCGUCUUGGGCCAACUCGCCCUCGAUCUACACGCAACGUGGAACGCAUGGCAGCGCCUCUUUCGAGCACGCCACUGGCAUCGACACGCAACCUAUGUCGCCGUGUGGGCUUUAUGGCGCGUUUACGCCGCCGACCACAAGCGAAUGCAGACGCAUGCCCUCUCGAUUGCGCGACGGGCGGCGACAUCGUUGCAGGCGCGCGUGUUGCGUGCGUGGCACCUCCACGCCCGCCACGUCGUCCAACUCCGCCGCGCCCUUGUCGCCAAGCGUCAGCGGAAACACGUGCUCACAAUGCACUUGCGGCAGCGUGGCCGGCAGCGCCGCCAAGCUGCUUUUACGCUCUGGCGCGAGGCCGUGCUCGCCGCGCGGGCUUUUUUCCACUCUUUGCAGCGCCGGCGCGACGCGCAGACGAUCGCUGCGGUGUUUUCAAGGUGGCGCGGUUCCAGCGAGAUCGCGCGCCGCGUGCACGAGACAAAGCGCCACAUGGCGUCGUGGCGAUCGCAGCGCGCCCUCCUCGCGUGGCACCGGGUGCGCAUCGCCCGCGCCCAUUUGCGCGUUGUGCUCGCUGUCGUGGACCGAUGGCGCCGCGACCAGACGCUCCGCAAGGUCUGGCCGCGCUGGGCGGUCGCGGCCUCGCGGCAGAAACGACUUUGCCGCUUCACGCUGGCCCGCGAGCAGAAGGCGCGGCGCGAGGCCGUGCGCGGGUGGCAGUACAACAUCCACGUCACUCAGCUUGCGACCAAGAGCCGCCUCUACGCUCGGCUGCGUCUCUUGAGCAAACGCUUCAACCAGUGGCGACAACAAGCGCAUUGGCUGCGACGAGUGCGGGCCUUUGCGACGCGUGUGACGCGGCAGACGUGGCGGCGCGCGUACGUCCGCCAUUGGCGGCUGCACACCCAACGCGCGGCGAUCGAAACUCGCAAGGCGGACGCGACGCAGCUCCGUCGCGCGGCGCGGUGUCAUAUGCGGCACCUCUGGCGCCGGUGGCGGAGCGUCGCACUCUGCAGCCGUGCGUGCUGGUGGUACGAGCAGACGUUGACGCGAACCUCCAUGAUGUGCUGGCGCACCUAUUGCAUCCAAGAGCAGUCGGUUCGGUACCAGCACGCGGUGGCCUCGCGCCGACGCCUCAAGGACGCGUGGGCGACAUGGCGACGAUACCAAUGGAAGCGACUUGCGACAGCACAAGCCCGUGCGUUUGCUCGCUUCCGCCGGCUCCAGUCUGCCCUCGACGCAUGGCUCUUGGGCAUCGAGACACAAGCAGCCGAGACAACGGCGAUGGAAGCCGCAGCAACAGCGUUGUAUGCCUCCCAGCUACGGCGCCAGCAUUUCCGUGGCUGGUCGCACGCCAUGGUUCGCACCAAGGCGCAGCGCCAGCGACACAAGACCAUGGUCCACACGUGGCAAGCGCUGCGACAAGAGCGGCAUCUCACGCUUGUGUGGCGCGCGUGGGCGCGGGUGAGUCGCCGACAUCGGGUCGUUCGCACGCACCGCGCCAUCAAGCACGCUUCUGUGAUGCAGGCGACGUGGCAGCACUGGAUGCGGUACGUCGAGCACCAGCAGGUCCGCACCAAGCAGGUCCAUUCCGCGAAGGUGCUUUGGCGCGACAUCUUACUGCGCCGCACGCUGCACCAUUGGCACAUUUCUGUAGUCGCCAGUCGCGCCGAGGAUCCGAGUGUGUCGACCCUGUGCGAUAUUUCAACGUAGAUAAUGUCAUGUAUAAAAGAGGG